Aspergillus alliaceus is the source of this 1191-nucleotide messenger RNA. Its product is annotated as S-adenosyl-L-methionine-dependent methyltransferase. The coding region runs from base 1 to 1191 and encodes 396 amino acids. The record is from RefSeq and is a predicted model, not a curated record. The transcript is spliced from 5 exons. Gene Ontology annotation, molecular function: O-methyltransferase activity. Lineage: Eukaryota; Fungi; Ascomycota; Eurotiomycetes; Eurotiales; Aspergillaceae.
AUGGGUUCUACCUUCAAAGGUGACGUGCAAGCUAUUUUGAAGAAUGUAGUCAAACAGAUCGAAAAAUAUCUAGCCUCAGAUGACGAGUCAGUCCGAGUAGACGCUCUUGAGAAGACCCUCAAGCUAAGCCGUGUUCUUGAAAAGCCAAAGGAUGCAGUGUUGAAACUGUCUCUCUCGCCUGUGCUCCUUAUGGCUCUUAAAGUAGGCCACGAUCUGAACAUCUUCACUUCGCUGACACAAUCCGGCCCUGUUACUGCUACGCAACUUGCCGCCGCAAAGAAUGCUGAUGUCACCCUUGUUGAGCGAAUUCUGCGAGUUCUGGCAACCAUUGACUUCGUGGAGAAGCUCGAGCACGGACUGUAUGCACCCAGUCUGCUAUCAUAUGAGAUGGCUCAGAGGACUACAAUUGGUGUGAUGGACUCGCUUUUCUGUGAAUCCCUACCAGCUAUCACCCGGACCCCGGAAUUCCUCCAAAUCACGGGCUAUCAAAAUCCCGUCAACCCUUAUGCCGGCCCCAUGCAGUACGCUUUUGGGACCGACCUUGCCAUCUGGGACUGGCUUGCAGACCAUAUAGAGGCACUGAGCCGCUUUAACACGUACAUGGAGGGCAUCCGGGGCAGUCGGCCUCACUGGGUGGAUUGGUUCCCUGUUCAGCAACAGGUGUUGAGAGGUGCUUCCCAAGAGGUGACUCAGCCUCUGCUGGUCGAUAUUGCCGGGGGUCGUGGUCAUGAUAUUGCGUACUUUGACGAGCGGUUUCCGGGUGCACCAGGGCGACUCAUACUAGAGGAUCUUCCUUCCGUUAUCGAUGAUAUCCAAAAUUUAAAUUCGAAAGUGGAACGCAUCAAGCAUGACUUUUUCACGGCUCAGCCAAUCAAAGGUGCUCGUGUCUACUACCUGAAGUUUAUCCUGCAUGACUGGUGCGACGAGAAAUGCCGGAUCAUCCUGGAUCAUAUUGCUGCCGCGAUGAAGAAAGGCUACUCUAAGCUUUUGAUCGAGGAGUUCAUACUCUCUGACACGGAUUCCUAUCUUCUUCCGGUGUUACUCGAUAUGAUUGUGAUGGUGUUCUGUCCUGGCAUGGAACGGACUCGCUCGCAGUGGGCGAAAUUGUUGAAAGUGUCGGGUUUGGCAGUCAGGAAUUUCUGGUUUCCCAAAGGAGACGGGCAGGGAAUUAUCGAGGCAGAACUGGAGUAG